Molecule: messenger RNA, 1340 nt
Organism: Hibiscus syriacus
Lineage: Eukaryota; Viridiplantae; Streptophyta; Magnoliopsida; Malvales; Malvaceae
Exons: 4
Coding region: 185-1072 (295 amino acids)
Source: RefSeq, a predicted model, not a curated record
UUUCUAGCUUUUCUUCGGUGUCCGAUAAGGUUUUGGAGGCUUUGAGCGAUGACGUGUUGGGGUCGGGGCCAAUGUCGCCGACCUUCGUCGUGUCGUCGUUUAAGUCUCCGAGGUUUUCGAUAAUUUCGACGGGGUCACCAAAGUUGUCACCCAAAGAGACGAAUUCUAACAAAUACCGGAGGGGAUGGAUUUGUUCCUCAACGCCAAAGCGGUGCGUCUACGCAGUCACCACAACAAGUACUUCGUCGCCGAGGAAGACGAAGAGUCCGUUUCUCAGUACAGGAACGGCUCAUCCAAGAACGCCCGAUGGACCGUCGAGUUCGUACCCGGAUUAGAAACCAUCAUCCGCUUAAAAAGCCUUUACAACAAGUACCUCACCGCCUCGAACCAACCCUUUUUACUCGGGAUGACGGGUCGAAAGGUGAUCCAGUCGCUGCCUACGAGGCUCGACUCGUCGGUCGAGUGGGAACCCAUUAGAGAAGGGAAUCAGAUUAAGCUCAAGACUCGGUACGGUAACUUCUUGAGAGCCAAUGGAGGGUUACCGCCUUGGAGGAACUCGGUCACCCACGAUAUUCCUCAGCGUACCGCCACUCAAGAUUGGGUUUUGUGGGAUGUGGAUAUUGUGGAGAUUCAAAUCAAGUCUCCGAGCAGCGGUGACCAGCCCUCGGCUCCUCCUCACGCUGAUUCGUUGAACUUCGAAUCCACUUCACCUUCUGCACUUUCGGCCCAAUCCGGACGCUAUUCAAGACAAGAGUCGAGUUAUUCUUAUGUGGGUUCACCACCUAAAUCGGAAGGCAGGAUGGUAUACUACCAUGUGGCGGAUGACACUGGGGAGGUCGACGAUGAGGCGGGGGAGGGCUACCCUCUUAGUUUUAGAGGAAACGAUGUGGCUGAACUGACUCAUAAAAUAAGGGAAGAGACAGGGCUUGAAGAUAUUGUGGUUUGUACUCGCAGUCCUUUGAACGGAACCCUUUUUCCUCUCCGAUUGCAGCUUCCCCCCAACAACACCGAUGUGCAUGUUGUUGUUGUUGUUCCAUUAGCCUCCGAAGCGGCGAGAAGUUUUGCGAAAUGAGGAAUUUACUUAUGUGAGCUCCAUGGAAGGAGCGUAAUAGAUACGGUUGAGAUUGUACAUUCUACUCUCCAGUCUCUUCUUUUACUUAGGUUAAAGUAUUCAACGAGUCGACUACAUCCCAUUGCGUUUUAUCAGCUAUAGGUUGGACUAAAGUCCGGUGGAGAGGGUAGUUUUCUGCCAUGGCAGAGGAUUUGUUUUGUAUAUAAUAUUGCUUAUCUAUGUACUUCAUUGGUUGGUUUUUUAUGUAUAAACAUUUGUACUGAACUUA